CUUGACGACCUCAUCAGGGCCGCCGAGGCCCAGCAUGAGCACCAUGUCCGCACGCUGCGCAGCCUGCAGGACGGCAUGACGAUGCGCCGCAUCGACAGCCAGCCGCGCAGCAUCAUCACCAUCCCGGAGCCCUUCACGCCGCCGCUGCGGGCCCUGACGUUUGCCUCGGAUGCGGGCCAUGCGGCGUCCAUCAGCGUCCCGCCGCGCCGCCGGACCCGGGCGUCUACCCUCGAGACGACGGCCGAGCGGCCGGCCAUGACGCCGGAGAUCCGGCCGCUGACCAACUCGCCCGGCGGCGGCCACAGCGCCGUCUUCCACCCCGACGACGACGUCAAUUUCAUCCCGUUGCUCGAUCCGACGUCGGCGUCCAUUCCCAGCCACGGCCGGUACCUCGAGGACGAAACCUUCAUCCCCAUCCGCCGCCCACUUACACCGAUGCACUUCCCCGACGAUGAGCUGCUGCGACACCUCCGCGACACCGACUUCACGCCCGAGAUGGCCCGGCUCCUCGAGGACGCCAUCAAGCGCCGCGGCGACAUCGACCUCGCCAUGACGUUCCGCGACUUUGCGGCGUAUGAGCGCGAGGGCUACGUCCAGUCGACGUUUGAGGUGUACGAGGUUGGCCGGGACUCGAUGCCCGUCAAGCUGAGCGCAGAUGUUGACAUUGAUUUGGAUGGACCCCUGGAGGUCAAGUAUACGGGCGACGGGCCGUAUGAGAACGCGCCCAUUGUUGAUGCGCCGACGGUGUGGGAGGCUAUUGGCGAUGUCAACCCGGAUGCUCAGUCCGUUGGUCGAAUCACCAUCGUCCAGGAACCCACCCCCCUCAUCCUCGCCGCCCUCCAUCUCACCAUGGCUCCUCACUUCGAUAUGUCGGAGCUCAUCGCCCAUCUCCUGACCGACGCCCCCAACCGCGGCCGCACCCACGCCUUCAUGAACCGCGCCUUCGAGCGAGCCCCCUCAGCCCUCCCGUCUUCGCCAUAUUCUUCAUCUUCUCCCACGGCGCUCCCUGUCGGCGCCCCUGCUACCCUCCGGCCGUCUCCCUCGCUCUCCGCGGCCCACAUCCGCCAGCGGUCGUUCUUCUUCGUCUUCAAGUACUACACCGUCGUCGGCGCAAACCUCACCCCAGCCCCCUGGCAGCGCUUUGACAACAGGCCUCUAGACAAGAGGCUCGGUGACCACAUUGACAUUGCCGAGUGCGGCUCCAUCCUGGCGCUGUCGCUCGGCGGUGAUCCAACCAAGCCCGUCCGCAUGCGCCCUCGCCGGGAGCGUGUAAGGGAGGGUUUCUUGUUUGACACAUUUGGGCCAUGGCAUCUCCUCAGCAUCCAAAGCUUUCCAGACAACGCGCACACAGUUCGAGGCGAGGAAUUCCAGGACAAGGAAUUCAUCAACGGGCCGUGUGCUUUUCUUGACCUCCUCAUCGCCGAGUACCGAGACGCUGGGAAGAGAAACCAGAUUCUGCAUGAGUCCAUUACCAAACUCAUCACUCCAAAGACCGAGUUCAUGUUUGACCCCAAGCUCCGCGACAAGCUUCUGUUCGAGGACAAGCACUUCACGUACAUCCGCCGGUACUUCUGGGCGUACAACACGCUCGCCGUCGUCAACACCGGCAUCAAGGCCAUGAUGGCCGCCUACGUCGACACCUUCACCGACGAGUUCUGGGACGGCACGCACCCGAUCCUGUGGCCGCACCCGGCGCCCGAGUCGCCGGCUGGCCAGGCGUACCGCGCUCACAUGGCCAACCUGCGUCGCGAGCUCGACAAGGUGGUGCGCGAGCUGGGCGAGGUGCUCAAGCGCAACGAGCGCACGCGCAAGGAGAUUGAGAACCUGCGAGACCAGCUGUUUAGCGGAAGCUCCAUCAAGGAGAGUCGCAGGGCAAUUGACCAGGGUGAUAAUAUUCGCAUUUUGACCAUGAUUAGCAUGAUCUUUCUGCCCCUGACGUUUGUUACGUCUGUCUUUGGCAUGACCGAAUUCAAAAUUGCGGCCUCGGAUUGGCGCUUCGCCGUCACCAUGGUGCUCGUCUGCGUACCGUUUAUGCUUCUCAUCUCCAUCCUACAAACGAGGUCCUUCGGCCUCCUCCUCACCAGGCUCAGCGCCAUUGCCGCCCUACCACGCCGCCUCACGGCCUUUAUC
Messenger RNA from Ilyonectria robusta, 2130 nucleotides. RefSeq lists its product as uncharacterized. Gene Ontology annotation, biological process: metal ion transport; transmembrane transport. The transcript is spliced from 4 exons. The annotation marks the transcript as partial. Gene Ontology annotation, molecular function: magnesium ion binding; cobalt ion binding; magnesium ion transmembrane transporter activity. Lineage: Eukaryota; Fungi; Ascomycota; Sordariomycetes; Hypocreales; Nectriaceae. The record is from RefSeq and is a predicted model, not a curated record. Gene Ontology annotation, cellular component: membrane.